AUGGGGAGGGGGAGGGCCGCCGGAGACGAGGGGGCCGCCUGCACGAGAGGGCAGGCCGCGAACGCCCCGCAACCGGCCGCCGCCGCCAACAAGCAGGCUCGAGUAGCAGCUGGGAGGGGAGCCCGAGAAUCGCCGGAAGGAGACUGGGUCACGGGCAGAGGAGGCGCGUGGGGAGGGGAAGCUGCGGCAGCCGAGGAUGGCGGGGGAGGGGGCGCGACCGGCUGGAGAUGCGUGGGGCCAGGCCGCCCCGGGCGGGCCGGAUCCGUCGCCGUCGUCGACCAGCAGGAGGGGGGCGGCACCGCCGUGGCGAAGAGGGGAGGCGGGGGCGUCGUUGGGGGCGCGGAGGGCCCAGAUCCGCUCCGCUGCCACCUUCCUGGGGCCCAGCCCAGCUUCGCCGGCCGGCCCUCUAGCGGCGGCGAUGCAGGGGAGGCCGUCGGCGGGGGCUCCUAG
Aegilops tauschii subsp. strangulata is the source of this 450-nucleotide messenger RNA. The record is from RefSeq and is a predicted model, not a curated record. NCBI's taxonomy places the organism in Eukaryota, Viridiplantae, Streptophyta, Magnoliopsida, Poales, Poaceae.